This is a messenger RNA of Wasmannia auropunctata (little fire ant), 2447 nucleotides long. RefSeq names its product ras-like protein 2 (gene Ras64B). Gene Ontology annotation, biological process: signal transduction. The transcript is spliced from 4 exons. Gene Ontology annotation, cellular component: plasma membrane. Bases 199 to 798 code for a protein of 199 amino acids. NCBI's taxonomy places the organism in Eukaryota, Metazoa, Arthropoda, Insecta, Hymenoptera, Formicidae. The record is from RefSeq and is a predicted model, not a curated record. Gene Ontology annotation, molecular function: GTP binding; GDP binding; GTPase activity.
GCUCGUGGGUGGCCAACAGUCGUUCGCCGUUUUCCGCGCCGCGCGGGGCACGUUAAUCGCGUCUGCGUCUCUGGAUCUCUCCCGUCGUGCCUCCGACUCUCGUCUCGCGUCGUGUCGGCGCCGUCAAUCGUACACGCACGCGGGAUGAACGUUUAAUAGCGCCAGCGAGAGCAAGAGCGAGAGUAGGAGAGAAGAAAGAUGUCGAAAGCGGCUGACAGGCAGAGCUACGCGCAGACCUACAAGCUCGUCGUCGUGGGCGGGGGCGGUGUCGGAAAAUCGGCGAUCACGAUUCAAUUCAUCCAAAGUUAUUUCGUGACCGAUUAUGACCCAACGAUCGAGGAUUCUUACACGAAGCAGUGCGUUAUCGACGAUGUGCCAGCCAAACUCGACAUAUUGGACACUGCCGGCCAGGAGGAAUUUAGCGCGAUGCGCGAACAAUACAUGAGAAGCGGCGAGGGGUUCCUCCUCGUGUUUGCCGUCACCGAUCACUCGUCCUUCGACGAGAUACUGAAGUUCCACAGGCAAAUACUUCGGGUGAAGGAUCGAGAUGAGUUUCCUAUGCUGAUGGUUGGAAAUAAGGCGGAUCUGGACCACCAGAGGAGUGUAUCGAUCGAGGAGGCACAAAAUUUGGCGCGUCAGUUGAAGAUUCCGUACAUCGAGUGUAGCGCUAAAUUACGGAUGAACGUCGAUCAGGCUUUCCACGAGCUGGUGCGAAUAGUCAGAAAGUUUCAGCUGUCGGAACGGCCGCCGUUGAAACCGAAUAACAAGACGAACAAGAAGAAGUGUUGCAUGCUGUAAUGACAAAAUUAUUUAUCCCGACGGACGAUUUAUUCAUACUGAUCAGACCGUAUUUUUGGUGAGUGAGUUCCGAUUCGGCGAGGAAAAAAAAAAGGUAUAAAUUUAAAAUGGCGCAAAAAACAGUUCCAAACUUUUGAUAUCUCUGUCGGAAAUAAUUUACACUUUCGCGAAAGGAGAAAAACUUUUUGCGCGUUUACAAUUUGAAACGAUACGGAUUUCGAUAUACUGAUUACGCAAAUCAAAUGUCAAUUUCCGGCCACGUUCAACUGAUAACGAUUACCGCAGACGUGUUUUUUCUAAUUAAUACGCCUAGAAGGCGUAACGUUUUACCAACGAUUAUCAUCGACACUCGACAUCGUCGUUUCGUGACGAUAACGAUAACGAUGAUUAAUUACAAUAUGACAGUAAAAUAACUCUUUUAACUGCCAUUGUGUUUUCUGUUAAAUUUGUAAUAUAUAGACAGGGUGGGAAAAAUCGGGAAAACCUGGAAUUCUCAGGGAAUUUCAUUUUUACCCUUGAAAAUCAUGGAUUCUCAUGAAAUUUUACUGAUACUCAGGCAAAUUUUUUGAAUUUUACUUUUAAAUUUAAUUUUAUCCCUUUAAAAAGUAAACCUGGCCUCAUAUCGAAGGUCCUUGAUAUUGAAAGUUAAUUUGUUUUAAAAUUGACUAUAUAAAGACUCUUAAAUUUAAAAAACGAUAAUCCGGAAAUAAUAAAUCAGGCAUUAAGAGUCUAAUAACGCAGAUCUUGGUGCGUGAGACAAUUUAAUCUUCACAUAUGUAGUUAUAUCUCCAUGCAAAAUCUUUUGUUACGUUCGAAAAAUUCUGUAAGAGAUGUAACUAUUGUACACAUGAGAAGAUUAAAUGGUUUCACGCAUCAAGUUCUAUACGUUAUUAAAACUCUUAGUGUCUAAUUUAUUUUAAAGCUGUAUGGAAAAAUUCUCUAAUCUUACCUGGAAUUUUGAAUAAAAUUCCCGGAAAAUCCGGGAAUUCUCAGGGAAUUCUUUUACAAAAUUUGAGUACCCACCCUGAUAGAGUUUAAUGAAGAGUCAUUCUUUCUUCUAUGCACAGCAGGUCAAUUUUCGUUUCGCAUAAAUAUUAGACGCAAUAGCCCAGUGAUACAAAUACAAACAAAACUAUUUUUGUAAUAAAUUUACAAGGAAAACACAGUCUACAAAAUACUGUUGCUGAGCAAAAAUUUCAAACAAAGUCUACAGUUGUUGUCUGUAACGCGAUGUGAUUGCUUAAGGUGUUUACUGUUUAUAUAGCUAUGAUACAAUUGGAUUUGACAGUGAACAACCGCAUACGGAUCCACAGAGUCCGAGAAUGUUGACAGUCUUGCUUCUGUAUUCGCUGUUUAUCUUCUGGUAUAUAAUAAUGAUCUCGUGUUGCAGCGAAACAUAAUUGAGAGUUGAGACGGAUAGAAAAACAGGUUUUUACUUUAUAACGACAUAUAAGUUCGUGUCGACAAUAUUGUAUGACCAACAGUGUGAAAUAUAAAGGGAAUGUUUCGUGUAUACUAAGAAACAAGAUAAUUACGAUUACGAAAUGCAGAAUAAAGCUUUUGCUUUUCAUCUCCCAUUUUUAAAUACUUUAGAUAGAGAUAUUAGUUUGAAACACUUUACUUUUAUUUACACGUAUGAUCGAAAAAAA